AAGGUGCCGGUAGAGUGCCCGGUACUCUGCUCAAUUAUCGGUAUUAUCAAUUGCAGUCCAGUAAAGCACAACGACUGUGGUCUUAGAAAAAAAAAUAGCAAAAAUUGUUUGAUAAACGUCAUUUAAGAAAGUAUUUAAACAAUUCAAGUUUGUCAUCAAUUAAGAAAAAUAUAACAAAAUGUCCAAAAAACCAGGUACUACUCAAGCAAUGCAUAAGGUUAUAAUGGUUGGAAGUGGAGGUGUUGGAAAAUCUGCUCUCACAUUACAAUUUAUGUAUGAUGAGUUUGUGGAAGAUUAUGAACCUACAAAAGCAGAUUCUUAUAGAAAGAAAGUUGUAUUAGAUGCAGAAGAAGUACAAAUAGAUAUAUUAGAUACUGCAGGACAAGAAGAUUAUGCAGCAAUUCGAGAUAAUUAUUUUCGAAGUGGAGAAGGAUUUCUUUGUGUAUUUUCUAUAACAGAGGAUGAUAGUUUUCAAGCUACGCAAGAAUUUAGGGAACAGAUCCUUAGAGUAAAAAAUGAUGAAAACAUUCCAUUUUUACUAGUGGGAAAUAAAAGUGACUUACAAGAGAAAAGAAAAGUUGGUUUAAAUGAAGCUCAAGCCAGAGCAGAACAAUGGGGUGUACCAUAUGUAGAAACAAGUGCAAAAACAAAAGAAAAUGUUGAUAAGGUAUUUUUCGACUUGAUGCGUGAAAUAAGAUCGCGCAAGAUUGAAGAUAAAUCAGCAAGCAACGGUCGUGGAAAGGACCGUGCCACAAGGAAGAAAAAGAAGUGCAAAAUUCUAUAGGUAUUUUUUGAUUUAAUGCGUGCAAUAGCUGCACGUAAAGCGCAAGAAAAUCAAGGAGAUGGAAGUGAACGUAAGAAGAAAAGAAAUUGCUGUAUUUUACUCUAACAAAUGUAAAACAAGCUCUUAUAAUGGAACGUUCGACUUCUAAUUGAAAAAACCUGAGUAAGAGAAAUGUAUUUGUAUACAUACAUACAUAUAUACAAAUAUAUAUACAAAUGCAUCAUAUAUACAUAUACAUACAGAAGAAAGUUUUCUGACACUUUACAGUGAAUUGACACUAAAAAUAAAACAAUUGCAUUAAGAAUACGUAA
This is a messenger RNA of Apis mellifera (honey bee), 1095 nucleotides long. It is a transcript of the gene Rala, whose product is annotated as ras-related protein Ral-a. The record is from RefSeq and is a predicted model, not a curated record. The transcript has 6 exons. Gene Ontology annotation, biological process: Ras protein signal transduction. Gene Ontology annotation, molecular function: GTPase activity; GDP binding; GTP binding. Gene Ontology annotation, cellular component: plasma membrane. The coding region runs from base 179 to 784 and encodes 201 amino acids. NCBI's taxonomy places the organism in Eukaryota, Metazoa, Arthropoda, Insecta, Hymenoptera, Apidae.